AUGGAGGGCAUGCAAGCCACCGCACAACCCGGUGUUCAUCAGGUUCCCAUGUCACAGCCAGUCUACACACCUCAACCGACGAUGCCUAUACCCGGCGGCAUGCAUCAACACACCCAUUAUGGCCCAACUCAUGGACAGAGUAACCCGUCUACUGUGCCAGUUUUCGUUAGUUCCGUUCAGCACCAGCCUAACGUAACACCGGGGCCUUAUGGAUGUGGUGCCCCUCCACUUGGCCAGAUUCCAAGCAAUAUGAACGCCAGGCCAGUCGCACCUAACGUUAUUAUGACGCGUCCCUCCGGCCCCCCUGGCGAUCCAGGCACAGCUUCACUUCCAUACGGCCAUCUACACCAAGCUGCACCUGUACAGGCACCAGAAACGGGUAACCUGGUCACUUCACAGACACCCUUUUUAAAAGAUCAAUUAGUUCAACUACGAGCUCAGAUUAGUGCGUAUAAACUGCUUUCCAAGUCUCAACCCGUUCCUGAUACAAUAUUGAUGGCUGCUGAAGGUAGGCAGUUCAUUGGACACACUAAUUUGAAUGGAUCUGUUCAACCAGGAAGUGGCACCCAACCGAACACUUGGAAUGCAGCUUCACAGGUGACACCGACUGAUGUAGACGGUAGCACAAUACAAGACUUGCUAGAAACUGAAGAGGAUCUGAAACGCAAACGCCGUUCAGAAGAAGAUGACGACGAUGACGACAGUACAAUGGUUCAUGUGGGCACCGAAGAUGAUGAGUACAACAAGCGUGGAGAAUCGGGGGCUAAUGUGCCUCAAUCUUACUAUACUCUGGCACACGCGGUUAGGGAGGAGGUCAAGGAGCAAGCUUCGAUUUUAGUGCAUGGCCGUCUGAAAGAAUAUCAGCUGCGUGGCUUGGAAUGGCUGGUCUCAUUGUACAAUAACAACCUGAACGGGAUUUUGGCCGAUGAAAUGGGUCUGGGAAAGACUAUUCAAACCAUCGCAUUGAUCACACAUCUCAUGGAGAAGAAACGUGUCAACGGACCCUUCUUAAUUAUUGUACCCCUAUCCGUCAUGUCAAACUGGGCGAUGGAAUUUGACCGAUGGGCUCCGAGCGUGAAAAAAAUUCUGUACAAAGGCUCUCCCCAAGCUCGUCGACUAUUGCAAGUCCAACUCAAAGCCUCAAAGAUUAACGUGCUGCUGACAACCUAUGAAUAUAUUAUCAAAGAUAAAGCCGCCUUGUCUAAGAUUAAGUGGAAGUACAUGAUUAUUGACGAAGGACAUCGCAUGAAGAAUCAUCAUUGUAAACUGACCCAAGUGCUGAACACCUAUUACACGGCACCGUAUCGGUUACUACUAACCGGAACACCGCUCCAGAAUAAGCUACCGGAAUUGUGGGCUCUGUUGAAUUUCCUACUGCCAACCAUAUUCGAGAGCGUCAAUACCUUUGAACAGUGGUUCAAUGCACCGUUUGCAGCGACGGGUGAAAAGGUGGAGUUGAAUCAAGAAGAAACUUUACUGAUCAUUCGUCGUCUACAUAAAGUGCUCCGGCCGUUCUUGCUCCGACGCUUGAAACGUGAGGUGGAAUCGCAGCUGCCUGAGAAGGUUGAAUACGUGAUCAAGUGCGACAUGUCUGCACUUCAACGAGUUCUGUACUCGCAUAUGCAGUCCAAAGGCGUCAUCCUGACCGAUGGAUCGGAGAAGGAUAAGAAGGCAAGUGGGAAAGGUGGCUGCCGGACGCUAAUGAACACAAUCAUGCAAUUACGAAAAAUAUGCAAUCAUCCCUUCAUGUUCACGCACAUUGAGCUCGCGAUCGCCGAACAAAGCUUCAUCAGUAACCACGGGGGUAAUCCUCCACCGGGAAUGCCCUUGCCUACUCAGGUUGAAGGGAAGAUGUUGUAUCGAUCUUCUGGCAAGUUUGAGCUGUUGGAUCGUAUCCUACCUAAACUCAAAGCCUGUGGACAUCGAGUGCUAAUCUUUUGUCAGAUGACAAGUCUGAUGACUAUUAUGCAGGACUACUUUGACUACCGGAAUUUCCGCUAUCUUCGACUGGAUGGCACCACUCGUGCUGAGGACCGUGGUGAACUACUCGUCAAAUUUAACGACACCACAGAAGAUAUAUUCAUCUUCCUUCUUUCGACACGUGCUGGAGGUUUAGGUCUUAAUCUGCAGGCAGCCGAUACGGUCAUCAUCUUCGACUCUGACUGGAACCCCCACCAAGAUCUCCAAGCUCAAGAUCGCGCACAUCGCAUUGGCCAGCAGAAUGAAGUUCGUGUCCUUCGCUUGAUCUCAAUCAAUUCUGUGGAAGAGAAAAUACUUGCCGCCGCCCGCUUCAAGUUAGAUGUUGAUCAGAAGGUAAUUCAAGCCGGCAUGUUCGACCAGAAGUCAACUGGCACCGAAAGAAGACAGUUUUUGCAGGCACUACUCGAGCAAGAUGAGGAAGCUGAUGAGGAGGAAGACGAGGCACCAGAUGAUGAGACUAUCAAUCAGAUGUUAGCUCGCACCGAAGAAGAAUUCGAAAUUUAUCAACGUAUGGAUGUGGAAAGGCAGUUUGCUGAGAGUCAGCAGACUAAGAGAGAGCCUCGCCUGAUGGAGUAUGCGGAAUUGCCCAACUGGAUUAUUCGGGAUGAAGCAGAGCUGGAAAGGAGUCUAUUAAUGGAAGAUGGUGUGUUUGGACUGAAGCGUCAGCGCAAAGAAGUGGACUACUCCGACGCACUAACAGAACGACAGUUCCUCAAGGCGAUUGACGAGGGAAGUCUGGAAGAGGCUGAGGAGCGUCAACGACAGCGUCGGGCUGCACGAAAGAAACGGAAGAGGAUAGACGAUUCUAGCUUUUUGGACGACGCUAGCUCUGAGGCCGGCAGCACGAUCAUGGCAGCUCCGUCGACUCCGAAACGACGUCGCGGAAGGCCACCACAUAGUUCUGGACCGAGAACCGGCACCUCAAGAAAUUCCUCUGCCGUCUCUCCGAAACUAAUCAAAAAGCUUCGUCGCCUUUUGGAUAUAAUUAUCGAGUAUAAAGAUAAGGACCAACGUAUUUUGAGCGAACCUUUUAUGAAACUGCCCACACGAAAAGAACUACCUGACUACUACGAGGUCAUUAAAAAACCAAUGGAUUUCCACCGCAUAAAACAGCGUGUCCGCGAUGGGAAGUACCGCUCAGUUGAUGAGCUGGAGGCCGAUGUGAUGCUUUUGUGCAAGAACGCACAAACGUACAAUAUGGAUGGAAGCCUGAUUUUUGAAGAUUCAGUUGUGCUUCAGUCCGUUUGGACGAACGCUCGUGAACGGCUGGAGGAAUUAGAAUCACGCCAACAGAGUGAAGUGCAACUUCAUUCGCGCUCGCAUCAACAGAGCUAUCCAUCCUCGCAUCACCACCGACAUUCAGUGAUGGAAGAUGAAGACGAGGACGAGGAUGACCAGGAUGACGAAGAAGACGAACAAAGUGAUAACUCCAAACUUUUGUCACAUAGUGGCGGGCCCGGUGCGACACGAUUCGUGUUACGUACAGGCAAUUCUGGCAAUCCUGCGGUAUCAUUCAACACCGCAGAUGUUUCCAUCAAUGAGGAUAGCCUUGGUGGGCUUGACGACUUAGAUGACGAAGACGAUACAAUGGAUGGUCCAAUUGAGGACGAUGACAGUGCCAGUCGCAGUUCGUUCAGUAGCAAGCCCCGCCGUGCCCCACGUAAAAUUCAAUACAACCGUGGUAGUACUGUUUCUACCCCGGGUAUCUCUAGACAUGUUGUCUCCUCCGCUGGAGGGCGUUCCGGUACCAUGGGUGAGUCUUCCAAUUCCACUGGCACUGUUGAGUCGCUUCGGAUUAAUGCUUCUGGAAUUGAAAGCCUGUUGCCUCCACGGAAGGCACGAUCGCACAAACGCGUCAUGGUCGACGACAGUGACGACGACGAUGAUGAGUCGGAUAACGAUGGUUUGGAUGACGAUCCCGAUGAUGAAGACUUCUAAUCAAAUUUUUUCUUUGGUUUCCUUUGCAUGCUAAAUCCAUGUUUUCCCUCAUUGAUCGAGUGUCAUUUUCACACAUGUGAGCCACUCAAUCGUCCCAACCCCUGUUGACGUUGUACCUCGCACUCGUAUUCGCUUUUGUCCAUUUUCCCUUAUUCUUAUCUCCGUUGUGUUCAGGUGUUUCCUCCCUGUUGGCCUCUGACUCGCUGACUAGGUGUGUGUCACGGUUUGCCAAUCAGUCAAACUAUCCCGUCUGUUUAUAUCGCCCAACAGUC
Molecule: messenger RNA, 4190 nt
Organism: Opisthorchis viverrini
Lineage: Eukaryota; Metazoa; Platyhelminthes; Trematoda; Opisthorchiida; Opisthorchiidae
Exons: 13
Coding region: 1-3918 (1305 amino acids)
Biological process (GO): positive regulation of transcription by RNA polymerase II
Cellular component (GO): nucleus
Molecular function (GO): ATP binding; ATP-dependent chromatin remodeler activity; histone binding
Source: RefSeq, a predicted model, not a curated record